UAAUCCAAUAAGUGACUUCACAAUGAAAGUAGUGUAGAUUAUCCUCCCUCUCCAUUCUUGAUUAGCCAGUCCUUUGUGAGCUGCAGAGCCUGAAGAGUCUGCCGGUGAAAAUUAAAUCAUGUAUAAUCCAGAUAAGGGGUACCCAUCUGCCACUCCAGCUUAUGCACAACCAGGUGUUGGCGGAGCUUAUCCACCCCCCCCACCUUAUGGAGCUGGAGGACCACAACCCACAGUGGUUGUGGCCCCUGUAACCACAACAGUGUUCAUGGGAACAUCAUUCACCGACACGCCAGCAUCAUGCACCUGUCCUGUUUGUCGGCAGAACAUAGUGACGCGUAUAGAAUAUAACACUGGACUCCUAGUCUGGCUGAUCUUUGGCAUCCUCUGUCUGCUUGGUUGCUGGUUAGGAUGCUGCCUGAUUCCUUUCUGCGUGGACAGCUGUAAGGAUGUCGACCAUUAUUGCCCCAACUGCAAUCAUCACCUAUCAAAAUAUAAAAGGCUCUGAAUGAGAUUCCUUGGCUAUGCAAAAAAUAAAAAGAAUGCUCUAUAAUGUGAAGAUUUUACACCAACAUAUUUAGUAUAUAAAUGAUUACCUUGUCUGAGCUCCUUAAAUAUGUGAUCUGGCUUACUAAUCAUAUGCGUAGUGGAGCAUGUAUUAAAGAAGCACUUUUAGUCCUUUUGUAAUGUACAUCAGGUAGAUAGUGCUCUUUAUCAGCCUGUGUUCUGCUCCUCCAUUGUACCAUGUGGCCCGCACUUCAGUGUGGAUCAGGACUGAGUCUCUGGAUGCAUUUCUAGGAAACUCGCACUGAGUGAAACUGACUACUAGUCCAGACUAAAGAGCUGUGGAUUUGGAGAGCCAGGCUGUUGGUCAUGGAAUUUAACGGAGGCUGAUUAAUUUAGAAAUAAAACACUGGUGGGAAAAUUACAGUUGAAACAAAAGAUAACACUUUGCAUCUUUAUAUGUUAAAGUGUACUUUUCAGUUUUCGUUGUUUAUACAUGUUCUUUUAUAAAAAAAAAAAAAAAAAAAGCUUUUAUAAAGUAUUAUCUCUAACUCUUCUGUCAGAUUUGAAUUUAUUAUUAAAGGCAUAUGCUGCAUAUAAUUA
Messenger RNA from Bufo bufo (common toad), 1104 nucleotides. Its product is annotated as lipopolysaccharide-induced tumor necrosis factor-alpha factor homolog. Bases 119 to 505 code for a protein of 128 amino acids. Lineage: Eukaryota; Metazoa; Chordata; Amphibia; Anura; Bufonidae. The transcript is spliced from 5 exons. The record is from RefSeq and is a predicted model, not a curated record. Gene Ontology annotation, molecular function: zinc ion binding.